Messenger RNA from Lottia gigantea (owl limpet), 1047 nucleotides. RefSeq lists its product as hypothetical. Bases 1 to 1047 code for a protein of 348 amino acids. The record is from RefSeq and is a predicted model, not a curated record. Gene Ontology annotation, cellular component: nucleus; cytoplasm. NCBI's taxonomy places the organism in Eukaryota, Metazoa, Mollusca, Gastropoda, Lottiidae. The transcript is spliced from 7 exons.
AUGGCUGAUAACAGAUCUUCAUCUUCACCUCCACAGAAAAAGAAAAAAGUUCAGAGACAGAUUGGAACUCAUAAUGGACAGUUUCAUGCUGACGAGGCUCUGGCUUGUUUCAUGUUAAAACAGCUACCAGAGUUUAAAAAUGCUGAGAUCAUCAGGACUCGAGACUAUAAAAUACUGGAAGAUUGUGACAUAGUCGUGGAUGUGGGCGGAGUUUAUGAUCCAGUUAAAAAUAGAUUUGAUCAUCACCAACGGACAUUUAAUGAGAACUUCAACAGUUUGGACUCUAAAAAAAGCUCUGUGACAAAAUUAAGCAGUGCUGGAUUGGUCUACUUUCAUUUUGGUCGACAGUUGAUAUCACAGACGAUGGAGAAAUCAGAAACUGAUCCUAUAACAGAGUUAAUAUUCGAUAAAGUCUAUGAACGAUUUAUUGAAGAAAUUGAUGGAAUAGAUAAUGGUUUACCUAUACAUCAAAUAGAUGGAAGACUUAAUUAUAGAAUAUCCACGAAUUUAAGUAGCAGGGUUAGAAAAUUAAAUCCUGACUGGAAUCAACCACAGAACAACAGAGAUGAAUUAUUUGAAAAAGCUAUGGAACUGACAGGUAGUGAACUGAUGGAAAGAAUUAAUUAUUAUAAAAAUACGUGGUUACCAGCUCGAGAUAUUGUUUUAACAGCUUUCAAUAACAGACAUAAUGUAGACCCUAGUGGUGAAGUAAUGUGUUUUGAGAAGGGUGGGGUACCCUGGAAAGAACAUCUAUUUAAUCUGGAAGAGGAGUUGAAAGCCGAGACCCCAGUAAAAUAUGUUUUGUAUCAAGAUUUAACAGGUCAAUGGAGGGUUCAGUGUGUUCCUCUUCAAGAUGGCGGCUUCCAAAAUAGAUUAUCUUUACCAGAAGAAUGGCGAGGGUUACAAGAUGAUGAAUUGAGUAAAAAAACAGGAAUUAAAGAUUGUGUGUUUGUACAUGCUGGAGGUUUUAUUGGAGGAAAUAAAACUUAUGAGGGUGUCCUGAAAAUGGCACAGAAAAGUUUGGAGCUGAAUAAAGUUAAAAAGUGA